GACGACAGGAAGCAUUUCCAAUCUAAGUUUCUUAUCAAGUGCAAAGUAUUUGCAAUUCUAUAUUCAAGAAUUCGAUUUUGGAUUUAAUAACAACAGCUAUGAAUAUUAGGGAUAUUAGAGACAGUAGUGACGAGGAAGACACGCACCAUAUUUCGGCAUUUACGAAAUUUGAUGAAAGUAUUGUGGUACGAAAUGCAGAAGAAAUCAAAAGUCCUGUCAUUCGAAGACCUUCUGCUAAAAGAAGAAAUUCAAAAACUCUUUCCAGUGAUAACUCUAUUCUUGGUGUAAAUUCGCCACGAGAAAAACUUAAUUUUAGUAGAAGACUCUCCGAUCAUGAACCAAGUUUCUCAAAACCAAUGAAUGUCGAAAGCGAUCUUUCAGAUAGCGAUGAAACAGACGAAGAUGAUAUUCAAGGAACAACAGCAAAAACUAUUGACUUUUACGAUCCAAAGCAAUUUGAAGAUUUACAUGUUUCGACAGAAGUCAAGGAACUUUUUCAAAAUAUAAUAAGAUACACUCCACAGAAAAUAGAACUAAAUUAUAAAUUAAUACCAUUCAUCCCAGAUUAUAUACCGGCAGUUGGAGACAUAGACGCUUUUAUAAAAAUUCCCAGACCUGAUGGCAUAUUAGAUAAAGUUGGGUUGGCCGUUUUGGAUGAACCAUGCACGAACCAAUCAGAACCAGCAGUUUUACAUCUGCAAUUGCGAAGUCAGAGCAAAAGUGCAAGUGCUGUCAGACAUACGGUAGUAAAAAGAGUUGAAGAUGCAGAAAAAAAUGGAAAGGCAAUAGAUAAAUGGAUAGAAGAUAUGAGCCAUUUGCACAGCCGAAAAAAUCCCCUCACAGUUCAGUUGAAAACACGUUUUCCUGAUAUAGACACCCUUCUUCAACAAUGGCCACCUGAAGUCGAGGAAAGACUCAAUGAGGCCCAUAUCGAUAUUUCAAAAUUGGAUUGUGAUAUUCCCCACCUUGUGGAUUUAGUUUGUAAUCUUGUUGAUAUCCCAGUUCAGGAAAAUGCUAGAAUUGAAUCUCUUCAUACACUUUUUACUCUCUUUUUGGAAAUUAGGAAUUUAAAAGAUCAAAGAUUCUAGGAAAUGUUUUAGGUACUAAAUAGAACUUUAAAGUAAAACUCAAAAAAUAUAAUAUACUUAUUUAAUUGUUUGUGAUAAACAAUAUUAUCAGUGUAUUUCUGUAUCUGCCCAUGGCGCGAGCAUAGAGUAAUGCAUACAUAUUAGGGUGCGGAUCGAAAAAACAAGAUGGUAUAAGUCGAAAACGCCUUAGCACUGAAAAGUUUUCUUUUGGGUCCCUUAUAGCAGGUAUAAAAUUUGAAAUGAAUUGAUUGAAGAGUUGUGGUUGUUCGGGGUCGAAAAAAUGUUAAAAAUUGUAUUGCAGUUUUGCAAAAAUCGUGAAAGUUAUUUUUGUUUCUUAAUCUGUAUGAGCCUCAUUUAUACAAUUUUUUGAACUUUU
This is a messenger RNA of Belonocnema kinseyi, 1464 nucleotides long. It is a transcript of the gene IFT46, whose product is annotated as intraflagellar transport protein 46 homolog. The record is from RefSeq and is a predicted model, not a curated record. Gene Ontology annotation, biological process: intraciliary transport; cilium assembly. Gene Ontology annotation, cellular component: centrosome; motile cilium; intraciliary transport particle B. The coding region runs from base 99 to 1088 and encodes 329 amino acids. NCBI's taxonomy places the organism in Eukaryota, Metazoa, Arthropoda, Insecta, Hymenoptera, Cynipidae. The transcript is spliced from 4 exons.